AUGAGUUCGCAAAAGCCCACCAAAUCAAAGUCCUCUGGGACCGUGAGGAGUCGCACAGGGUGCCAAACUUGCCGCACGCGCAAGUUGAAAUGCGACGAGGCAAAGCCGAUCUGCGGACAAUGCCUAAAGUCGCACCGUGAAUGCGUGCGCUCCGAACCGAUCACCUUCCGCCACCACCAAAACUCGAGUUUUGGCAAGGAUGGCCAAGAACAUUCCCUGGACAGUUUCUUCAAGUACAGCCAAACGUACAGUGAAGACGAUCUGAAGGCUUUUCUCCCGGUGCCAAAGCAACUCACUUGGAUUCAUGUCACCGACCCGACUGCAGAAGAUGCAAAUGCCAUCACCCCUCCUCCGUCCCGAACUCCAACCGCCUCAGACACGGUCCAGCAAGUCGCAGCCCAUACUUUAGAAGCUCUGUCGACAGCAGCAGCUGAUCAGACAUCAUAUCCGCCUCAGGGCACAGCUUACUACACGACAGCAAAUCCUGCGACAGAUUCUCACCCUGAGUAUGGAUUCGUGCAGACCGAACCAUCUGGGUCUACGAGUGGUGGACUCUCAAGAAACAUUCACUAUUACCUCAGCAACUCCUCUCCUCAAAACCACACCGACGCCUCCCUGAUCGACCCAAACCUCGAGUCCACUGCGACUGCGAACUCUCAAGAAGGAGAGCAAACGGACAUGGCGCGUGACGGAAAAGCGAAGAGCGAGGACAAAGACCAGAAAGACCAAGAAGAGAUGACGGAGGCAGAUACCAGGGUCGCGAUGGCGCUCAGAACUUUUAACGAGCUGCAAGCAUAG
Fonsecaea multimorphosa CBS 102226 is the source of this 798-nucleotide messenger RNA. RefSeq lists its product as uncharacterized. Gene Ontology annotation, molecular function: zinc ion binding; DNA-binding transcription factor activity, RNA polymerase II-specific; transcription cis-regulatory region binding. Gene Ontology annotation, cellular component: nucleus. The record is from RefSeq and is a predicted model, not a curated record. Gene Ontology annotation, biological process: positive regulation of transcription by RNA polymerase II. The transcript has 4 exons. Bases 1 to 798 code for a protein of 265 amino acids. Lineage: Eukaryota; Fungi; Ascomycota; Eurotiomycetes; Chaetothyriales; Herpotrichiellaceae.